GGGGAUGCAGUUGUCAUGGAGAUGGACCAGGCUCAUACGUGGGUUGGCGGCGGUGCGGUUGCCAUGGAGACGGUGGCAGGAGCUGCUCUUCCUGCAGCCGAGCGGCGCGGACAGCAGCACUACGCGCUCAUCGUGAUCGGAGAGAUUUCAGCAGAGCAUCAGCUGUGGAAGGUGAAAGAGCGCAUAAAGCAGGGGCUCCGCUCUUGGCUCAUAGAUCUGACAACCUGCGACCUGAACCAGGAGCUGCAGCUCUUUGAGACGAAGCACUCGGCCCACUUCUCUUCAGAGGUCAAAGGACAAAGACUUCUGCAGUACAAGAGUGAUGCCCUUGAGACAGUUGUGUUGGUGAAUCCAUCUGAGGACAAUAUUGCGAUAGAGAUCAGAACACUGCUGUGUGACUCAGCCCAAUACAAGUUAUUUGUCCUCGGCGGUCAGAGCACCGAACAAGGUGACAUCAUCCUACAAAGUGGUGUCUUUGGCUGGAAGAAUUUCUCUGACAUCAUCACAAGUCAAAGAAUUAAAGACUUCCUGAGCCAGUCACUUCCAGGAGAGCGAGCGUGUCUGACUGUGUGCUGUGCGGUAGAGGGGGCCUGGAGCUCCCUGGAGCUCAACCAGGAGCAGUACCUGCUGGACAUUCGACUGAACCCUGAGCCUGUGCUGCCUGAAAUGGAGGGCGUGACAGAGUUUACAGAAUAUGUCUCUGAGACGGUGGAUGUCCCUUCCCCCUUUGAGCUACUGGAGCCACCCACCUCAGGGGGGUUCUUGAAGUUGUCCAAGCCAUGCUGCUACAUCUUCCCUGGAGGCAGAGGUGAUUCGGCGCUGUUCGCGGUCAAUGGCUUCAAUAUUUUGAUUGAUGGCGGUUCAGACCGAAAAUCUUGCUUCUGGAAGCUGGUGCGACAUUUGGAUCGGAUUGAUUCCAUUCUCCUUACCCACAUUGGAGCAGACAAUCUCGCUGGGAUAAAUGGACUGUUGCAGAGGAAAAUUGCAGAGCAAGAGGAGGAACAAUCCCAAGGCUCCAAUGCCUAUGGGGAUUGGAUGAAAAACCUGAUCUCACCCGAGCUUGGUGUGGUGUUCUUCAAUGUUCCAGACAAGCUAAAGAUGUCAGAGCCAACACUGAAAGUAAAGAGGAGUAUCGAGGAGGCCUCACUGACCUUGCAGUACCUCACCAAGCUGGGAAUCAGGCCUGAGCCGCUGCAUCGUGUUGUUAGUAACACAAUUGAGCCCGUCACACUUUUUCACAAGCUGGGUGUCGGCAAAUUAGAUAUGUACAUCCUGAACCCUGUCAAGGACAGUAAGGAAAUGCAGUUCUUCAUGCAGAAGUGGGCAGGUAACAGUAAGGCUAAGACUGGCAUCAUCUUGGCGAAUGGAAAAGAGGGAGAAAUUUCUGUUCCAUACCUCACAUCAGUAACGGCCCUUGUUGUCUGGGUUCCUGCCGGCCCUACCGAAAAGAUAGUGAGAGUUCUGUUUCCUGGAAAUGCCCCACAGAACAAAAUUUUUGAGGGCCUUGAAAAGCUACGACAUCUUGAUUUUUUGCGUUAUCCUGUUGCGACUCAAAAAGACAUAUCAUCUGGAGCUCCCCCUCCAGUCAUUAAACAAACUAAACUGAAGCCGAGGACCGAUAGCAAAGAAAGUCUCAAAUCUUCGCCCAAAAUGCAUGCCAGUACUAAAGCAAGCAAAAAAGAGGCAAAUGAAGACAUUGAGUCAAAGAGUGACUCUGUAAAGGAGAACAAAGUUGAAAAGAAGCCGAAGAAAUUGAAGGAGAGUGUUAAAACUCCUAAACCUGUGAAAGCCCAAACAGAUACGAAGGAUUCAGUAAAACAAGAGAAAAAGAAAUUGUUGAGAGAGAAAUCUCCUAAAAAGCAUGACAAAGAUAAGACAUCUAAAAUGGAGGAAAAGAAAGAUAAAGAAAAGACAGAGAUUAAGAAAGAAAAGAGGGAAGUGAAAUCUUUUAGGAAAGAUGACAAUAAAGAAUCCAAAAUGAAGGAAGAAAAGAAGACAGAUGCAAGUAAGCCAGAGCUAAGGAAAAUCACUAAGCCUGAUUUGAAGCCUUUCACACCUGAGGUCAGAAAGACCCUGAAUAAAGCAAAGGUUCAGGCAAGGCCAAAGAUGGAAAAAACAAAAGCAGUCAAAGAGCAAGAGAACAGGCCUGCUGCUCAACAGGUUUCAAAGGAGAAACAGGAAAACGACAGAUCCCUGGUUUCAUCCCCAGAAGACCUCACCAAGGACUUUGAAGCACUGAGACAAGAAGAAAAGCUCUCUGAGAGCAAAGUGCUCCAAAAUACUGAAUCUACAGUUUUUCCUGAUGCAAAGGUCCCUCAUAUUGAGUCCACUGAUGAAGGAAUAACCACCACUGAUGCUGGGACUGAAUCCCCUCAUGAGGAAAAACAACCCUAUGAAGAAAAAACAAGUAAAUCCCCAACAAAGAGUGAAAAGAAAUUUGAGGAUGAAGGUGCUGGUACAGAAGAAGACAAGGAGAAGGAAUACAAAAUAACAAAAACAACAAAUGUUUCAGAAGUCACUGGGAAGGCAGAUGAGAAGAAAUGGCAAGACACGAAGGAGAAAGAGGAGGAUUUUGAAAAGAAAACAAAAAAGAGUGACAGUGAGGAGGAAGAGGAUGUUAUUGAGAAGGCUGAGCUGGAGGAAGCAGAGGAUAUAGUUCAUGAUGACGAGCUGAAAUGCAAGUAUGAGGCAGCCAAGAAAGAAAAACCCGACAAGGACUGGGAUGCCAAAGAGAGUGAGACUAAAUUAGUUAAACCUGCCGGAGCCAUCGAGCACAUCUCUUUCAUCCAAGAUGAGACCAUUCCAGGCUACUCCGAGACUGAACAGACCAUUUCUGAUGAGGAGAUACAUGAAGAUGCAGAAGAUAGGAUUCCUCAUCUCAGUUAUGAUGUCGGCUCAUAUGACAUUUCCGUCCCUGAUGAGCCUGGCUCUUUUGACACCAUCCAUGGUGUAAAAGAGAUAAAACCCCCAUCAGUAUCUGUUCCAUCUGAUCUAACAGCUAAAGGAAGUAGCGUGGGCCAAGAGCCAGCUUUAUCAGCUUUUGCCACCAAUAUUAUUGCGGCACCAUUGGCUGAAGAGGAACACAUAUCCUCAGCCACCUCCAUUACAGAGUAUGAUAAACUAUCCUCGUUCGCAACAUCUGUCACUGAAGAUCAGUCUAUUGCAUCUGUGACAGCUCCUCCUACUGAGGAUGCAGGGAAAAGCUCCCUGCUCUUGGACACUGUCAAUAGCAUACCAUCAUCUAGUCGCACAGAAGGAAAGGAGUAUUUACACUCAGCUGGCACAAUCUCUCCAACAUCAUCUUUAGAAGAAGACAAGUGCUUUAAGUCACCUCCAUCAGAAGAGUACCAGCCACUUGUUCCAGAACUGGAAGCUACCGUAAAGCCCACCACUCAAGCACAUGAAGAUGAUGAUGAGGAUGAAGAAGAGGACGAAGACCAGACACCAAAUGUUGACGUGCCUCUCGGAAAACUGCAUGAAGGUUAUGCAUCCGCUGCAAUGCAAGACCAAGAGCAAGCUUCUGAUAAGUCCCCCUCCCCAACUGCUCAUCUGUCCUCACCUAUCACACAAAUGAAGGAUGAAAAAGUGACUCACGUUGCUCAGGAUGAGCCGACAAAAGCAGAAGUUGUUGAGAAACCUGUACCUUCUGCACCUUUCUUCUCCAGCACUCCAGAAACAAGUGGAACUUCAGAACUAGAGGAGAGGUGUCUGAGCCCAGAUGAUAGCACCAUGAGAAUGGCCUCACCUACACAGUCAGGUCCUACUAGCAGUGGUUACUCCCCUACUGAGGAGAAGGCACUGAAGUCCGUAACUUUGGAGAAAGAAGACAUGCACGACAUUCAAAUGUUUGCAAAACAUGAGACAGUACCAUUUGGCGAUGCUAAUAAGAAGACAGCAUCUGUGAAAAUAAUGGAGGAUGAAGGUGACCCAUUCAAAAAGGUCUUUUUGAGCACGAGGGCGACGUUUGAUGAUUCAGGUGAAGAAGAGGAGGAGGAGGAGGAGGAAGAAGAAGAAGAAGAAGAAGAUGACUAUUAUAAGAAGCAAGAUUUUACGACCUGCAGUAAAACUAAAUACAAGGAAGAGAGGGAGAGCACAUUCCUGGAUGAGGAAUAUACAUGCGAGCCACAGUCUCUAAAAGAGGAGAAGCUUUUUGGAAAAGAGAAAGAGGAAGCAAAGACGGAACAGAAACCACAGGAUGUGACCCAUUUGGAGAAAGAACGCAAACCCCAGAUGCUCGGCUUUGAGGAGGAGGAAGAUAGUGAAGCUGAAGAUUGCACUUACUCGAGUGUAAAAGGGCCUCAGGGCAAGUUAGAUUCAGUGUCAGUAGGCCAAGGCAAAAAAGAUGUGUCAUUCUCAGAGAGAGAUGACACAACAUUGACCUCCAAAGAUAGCGAUAAAAGCGUACAUUUCAACUUGUACUCCUUCCCUGAGCAUGAGAAGGGUCAUAAGGAAGAAUAUGUGCGGGAAAUAAGGCAAGAUACACCUUAUGUUGGUAAGAGUUUUACGUAUUCCGAUGUAUAUGACAGUAAAUCUAGUUCAGUGGAUAGUUCAUACUCUCCUAAUGUACCAAAGGACUUCAUGGACAAAUUUGAUGAGGAUGAUGGCAUCCUGGAGGACACAGAGAAAAAAGAUAGCACAUAUAGUGCCAAAACUGUAGAAACUACAAAGAUGUCAGAUUUUAAAGAAUCUCCUCUAAAGGAAGUGUCUUCAUCAUUAUUCAGUGAACCGAAAAACACAUAUGGGGCAUCAUGUAUGGGUGAUGUUUCAGAAGAAAAAUCUAGAGAUAAUUUGGCUAAAGCUGAACCAGAGAUUGCUGAAAAAUCCUCACAUUCCUUCUUGCCAGAAAAAGACCCCUUUUCUAUUAAGUUUGGUCAGCCUACUGUCAGUGGAAAGACAGAAGUGAGUGCUGCACCAUCAGGUGAUUAUCUAGAUGACUUCACUGCUUCUGGCUUUUCCACAGUAACUAGCAGUCCUGCGGUAGCUCAGUCUUUUGGUGAUGUGAAAGGAGCAACUGCAAAAGAUAUGAAGAUGCUAGCACAUGGUGAGGAGGACGAUGAGGAAGAGGAGGAGGAGGAGGAAGAAGAAGAAGAUGAGGAUGAUGAUGAAAUGUAUGGAAGACGUGUCAGUGACAGUGACCAGGAGAAGGGUGCCAAAGACAGAUCAGAAAAAGAAUUCAGCUCAUUUGGUGGUGCCAUCUGCGCAGUGCCUCCUGAAUUCAAGGAGGAAAAGAAGGACCCUUUACAAGACUAUGGCUUGAGUUCUGACAGUUAUGGCAAACCCCCAGCUCCUACUUCAUUUGAAUCCACUGGGAGCCAUAAGAGCCUUGAGGAACCAUUCAAAGUGGCUAAAGAUAAAGCCUCAUCUCUAUUCUCUGGCAGCCAGAUGACAGACUAUUCCUGUGGGUAUGAAUAUUCUUACAGUAAGGAGAAAGAUUCUUUUCCAUCCACCAAGUUUGAAGAGAAGGCAAAAAAGGAUGACAGCUAUGACCAGUCUUACAUACCCAUCUCCACAAAGCCAAGUGACAAUAAACACCAUCAUGAUGAGAAAGACAUUGAAUUUGAGAAACAAAAAACACCAGAUGUUUUAACCAAAAAGCCUGGAGACUCAGUCUCACCAGGCUUCAAUUAUGCAACUGCAACAGCCACUUCCUACUCUUCCUCUUCCUCCUACAGCCACUCUUCCUCUGCUUCUGCCUCUCUCUCUACCAGCCGCCAGUUUGUAGAUGAGCUAGAGACUCCUGCCAGUGCUGGAUAUGAAUAUUCGUCCUUCAAAGACGAACAUUCUCUUGUGAUGGAUUCACCCUUCUCCAGUUCUGGUGGGCUGAUCAAAGAUGAAUAUUUAGAAGUGUCAGAGAAGCUGACUCCAGCCACCACCACAGCUGAGUCCACCUCUAGCCUUGCGAGGUUUUCUCCAUUGUCGCCUUUUGAAGAGAUCAAGCCUUUCCCUUCUCACUCAGUCCCAUCUGUAGAUGAUAAAAGGGAAGAACUUGCCAGCUCUGCCAGUGGUGCUUUGGACAAGGGUCCACAGGGUGCAUGCUUCUACAAGCCAGAAUGGGUGGAUGAUACAAAUUUACAGGCUGAAUAUGGUGCUACUGGGCCUCUGUCCCAGGCUGCUGAGAAGGACCCCUUGACGAAAGCCUUGUUUGGUGCUUCUUUACCACCUCAUGCUGAUGUCCCUGAGAAAAAGUAUUAUGAAGACACAGAGAGUAGCGAAGAGGAGGAAGAUGAUUACAUGUGCGAAACAGAACAAGACAAACUACAGUACCAAAGAUCGCCAUUCACAGUCCAAUCGGACAAGAAAGAUAGUCCUUUUUCCUUGACGGAGAAACUAACCAUGGACACAUCUGCCAGUAAGGUAGGCGCACUCCCAGAUGUGCUUACCUAUACUUCUUCAGUGCCACAGUCUACAAAGCCAGAUACUGCAAAUGGUCCUGCAGAAAUCAGCAUGACGGCACCAGAUGCCUUUAGUGGAGUAAGUAAGCAAACAUCAAGCCUGUCAAAAACCGAAGUGAAAAGUGAGGAAUUUGAAGCUGGCAAGGUUAGAAGUCCCUUUGAAUGGGAAAUAUUGCAGCAAAGAGGUGUCUACCCAGGGGCUUCACCUCCUCACUAUCGCCAUGAGGAUGAGUAUGAAGAAGAAGAGGAAACGGAACCUGAGCACCCGCCCCGUCCUCUUUCCCUCGCAUCUGUGGAUCAAUCUUUUCCAUCCUCCUACUAUAAAGAAGAUCCAGGCAGGAAGGAUGACUCGGAUCAUCCUCCUGAUGUGUGUAUGGGUGCCAGCCCCUUCUCCUCUUCAGCUUCACCAGGUUACUCAUCCUCAGAGUACAAGCAGAGGAAAGGAGACACCUCCCCAUCAUUCAUCAACCCAAACCUUUGCCAGCUAUCCAGUGACGAGGACGAUGAGGAAGAAAGAAGUCAGGAUGCCGAUCAGCAGCAGCCUUCAGGCAAGACAAGGUACCACAACCAACCUCACCAUCGUUCUCAUAGGGAGGAUAGUGAAUCGCAGCACCUCUCAGGAGCAGCAGCUGCAGAUAUGGGCCUAGCUGGAGAGGACACGCCCCCAACCUCUGUCAGCGAAUCACUGCCCUCACAGACAGAUUCUGACGUUCCACCAGGAACUGAAGAGUGUCCGUCCAUCACAGCCGAAGGCAAUGUGGAAUCUGAUGAGGAUGCAGAUUACCUGCCUGUAGAUAAGUCAUCUGGAGCCUAUGGGGGAAAACAUUAUUCAUCUAGGUCUUCAGAGAAAAACCACGAUCCACUGCCCUCACCCAUGAUGGAUCCGGCACCUUAUCCCCCUCAUCCUGAUGUAUGCAUGGUAGACCCAGAGGCACUGUCCAGCCUGACUGACAAAUCCCUCAAGAAAGAUCCCAAGACAAAGGGCCUGCGUAAAUCAGGCAAAUCAAAGUCUCCAGCCAGGAAGGCUGACACCAGACAUAAAAGAUCCCCGUCGAAGGACUCAUCUCCUCGCACCACGUCUCUGAAGAAGAAGGACAUAGAGGAUGAUGUGUCCAGGUCAAGUCACAACACGGGACGGGGACUUGUCAAUGGAAUUAAAAGUAUGUCAGUUUCAAACGCUGCGAAAUCCAGUUCCACUGCACCCCCUGGUGCUCCCAUCUACGUGGACCUGGCCUACAUUCCAAACCACUGCAGUGCUAAAAAUGUUGACCAGGAGUUCUUCAAACGUGUGCGCUCUGCCUAUUAUGUAGUGAGUGGAAAUGACUCCAGCAGUGGGGAGCCUAGCCGUGUUGUCCUGGAUGCUCUGCUGGAGGGAAAAGCACAGUGGGGCUCAAAUCUGCAGGUGACGUUGAUCCCUACCCAUGACACCGAAGUGAUGAGGGAAUGGUACCAGCAGACUCACGAGAAGCAGCAGGAGCUGAAUAUCAUGGUCCUGGCCAGCAGCAGCACUGUUGUAAUGCAGGACGAGUCUUUCCCUGCCUGUAAGAUCGAGUUCUAAAUCUGGCGUGGCUCCCAGGUUCACACUUUUCUCAAAUGGUUCCUUAUAGCCUUAUUUGUGGUUUAUUCAGUGCUCCAAACCCUUUGAUAGCAGUUAAAGUCCUCCACAGUUCCUGUUUGUCCAAAAACAGUCCUUGUUCUAAUGAUUCCCAAACUUCACUGAGCAUAUAAUUGAACAGCAAAAACACUAGGAGGAUGUGCCUUUAACUUUAACUCAAUUUUCAAGUUAGUAUGUCCCUUUAAGCCUGUAUGAGUAAGAAAUACAAUUGCAAUCUUCUUGAUCUGUUUUGGUCAGUUUGAAUGCUUUUUUUCUGCUAUUCUCAGAUCCCUGUUUUAACUUUAACAGUUAGAUUUGUCAAAGCACAAGCUUAGUUCUUGUUUUACAAUCUUAACUCUCAUUUAUUCCUAUCCGAUUUACACAUCAUUCUACUGACCUACACAUACACUCUCUGCCUAUGUCUCUCUCAUACAUACACACAUGCACUACACAGGCAAGCAUGUUUUAAUCAAGUUACCUCUCCUUCUGAAGCUAAUUACACCACCAGGGAUGUCCAGUCUUCUACACUUUUGACAGGUACAUUGAACACUAUCCAGAUGUCAUGCAUUCAGUACUUUAAGAAGCUUAUUCUGGGGCUGUGCUCUGUAAGUCAGUGGCUCACUUAGCUAAUAAUACUGUUAUACAGAGGCACAUGUAUUUGGGAAGUGGAGUUCAGUUCAGUUCUGCCUGCAUACCUUUAAUCAAGUCGAGAGGACCUCACAAGCCGAGGAAGAAUCAAGUAAUACGAGGCAAACCUCGCCAGACGUACUGUUUUCCGUCUUAAUGUAAAAGUGAAGAAUUAGGUUUAGAUGUAAGGUUAGGCUAAGUCCGUGUUUACUGAUGAAUAUUAACGUGCUGUAAGAGGUGUACACUAACAGAGCUAAUCAUUAUUUUUAGAUUUUACAGAAGAGCAAAGGGUCUUGUAAUUGUUAUUUUAUUACCUUGUACUUUUAAGUGUUUCCCAAUUGCAGAAUAUUCUCAUUAACUGCACUUUAAUUCCUCUCAUUUAAUUCAAUGCGUUGUAAAUAUGGCUAGCAGAUUUAUUAAUUUAACGGAGGUGGGAAAAGAAUGAGAGAGACUGUUUACGUCAAAGCCAAAGGAACAAGCAGUGGAAUAAUAAUUAUGAACAGUGACCGAUUUGACUUAUGAACGUUCUGAACUAUGUUAUGCUGUAGAAAGGGUGUAUUGCGUAAGGUUACAUGUAUGAGGCCGAGCUACGGCAAAGCUACAGUUUUAAGAACUACGUACAGUUUCAGGAUUUACUUUGUUUUGUUAGAUCAAUAAAAAGCACAUCUACCAACAUCUUAGCAGUAACUGCCAGGGCUUAUCUUAUCGUUGUUGAAGUCAGUACAAAUUGAUUAUAUAUAGGACAUUUGAUAGUAAAUCACAGUACUGUAAGGUUUAGACAACUUUUGCUAUUAGAACAAUGUGGUGGUUUUAUAUGUAUGUCUUCAUUGCUCAACAUAUUUCCCAAAUUAUUAUCCCCAAAAGCUGGAAGAGUCGCUAAUUUGCAUAUUUCCAAAAAUAUAUGCAGAUGAGCUAAAAAUCUAAUGAAAUAAACUAAUAUGGUGGUUGGGGAGGUUAUUAUCAGAAUGCAAGAUAUGAGUUUGGAUGAAGUUUGGCAAAGUUUAUGCCCUUAAAAAAGUAAAAUAAUAAUAAAAAAUAAAAAAUAUAGGCCUGUAUGAAAUGCAUGCAUCUAUAUUGCCAAGAGUCGACAAAUGAAAAUAAUACUGAUGAACCUGCUUUGAAGUAAUGCUUGAUUUUAAUGUGCUUAAAAGAAACUUUGGUGACAUGGGAUAUUCUGCAAGACAGUUCCCCUUCAGCUCUCUCUCACAAUACAUAACACACAUAUUUUUUUCAUUAUAAUACCAGAUGUGCGGUUCUGUCCAUGUACUCUAUGCCAGGGCCAGAUAGUGGGAUUUUAACCCAUUCAUGUCCAGUAUGGUAAAUAAAACGUCAAGUCUAAAGUCAUGAAAUGUUGUUAUAUAUUGGAUGAACAUCUGCUUUAAUUUGUUUACAUUUCAUUUCCAUACUUUUAUUCCAAAUAAAAGUUGGUUUGUGUAUUGUUUUGUUUAAAAUGAGUGACCAAAAGACUAAAUUUCAUGCAAUAAGUGGUUAAAAACUCACUUUUUUAGACAUAAACAUGGAUCUAAUUACAAGCUCAGAGAACAUAUGGACCAAAAGAAAAAGUAGGAUGCCUGAUAUGGACAUAAAUGGGUUAUUUUAUAUUAUUAGUUUGGUUUAUUUGUUUUGUUCAAAGUUUUAUUUUGCAAGAGCCAAGUAUACGUUAUUCUGGAUCAGACAAAUUGAUGAUUUAUUUCUGGAAAGGACCACAGAGCAUGUCCAGCUGUUCAGCAUGGGCCAUUUACAUCUAGCAGAGGAAAGGUGUCUGAACAGUUAGCUAGCUGUUUACUGUGAGCUAUAACUUUCGAGCUGCUGAUUAUUUUUGAAGUGCUAAGCGAAGACGCUCGCCGCUAACAUGUAACUCAUUGUCCUUAAUGUCCUUUUGAGUCCCCAUGGGCUUUAACUUGCAUUCAACCUUACAGAAGCAACAAAUUUUAGCAGACCAAACAAAGAGUACCACACAAACAUACCGACGUGUACCUGACUGCCAGAUCAAGUGAACAAAUCACUGAUCGUCUUUUAUAUUUAAGGUUUAUAAGUGUCUGUUUUUGAGAGAAAAUUAACAACUUUAAAAAAAAAAGAGAAAUCAUCAACGUGCCGUGCAAAGCAUCCAGUUGCAUUCUCAGAUUUCCAUAUCAUAACCGUAUCAAAUCAUUCAUAUACUGCAUUCCGUUCAGCCUAGCUAGUUUCUGCAUGUGAUCUUAAAUUUGAACUUGUAUGUUCUAGUUAAUAAUGAUAUUAAAUGAAGUGCUAUUUUAAAGAUGUAUAUUUAAAUGCUAAGUGUCUCAAUGGUCUCGAUGGCACAUAUAACCCGGCCGCUCUGUCAUUUUCUCUGUGCGUUGUUUUAAAGACAAUACUGUGUACUUUUUUCUUCAGAUUUCCUUCUCUUUUUUCUUUUGGUUUAGGUUAUUUUUGCUCUGUGUUUCUGUUUAUUCCUGUUUAUUUUAUGUGCAAUAUUCUGUAUCUUUAUUUAAAAUUUCUCUAAAUGUAGAAUAUCUACAGAUUUGUUGUAAAAGGGUAAACCUGGUGAUCACCAAUAAAAUACAGUCAAAAAAGUGA
Molecule: messenger RNA, 11169 nt
Organism: Pygocentrus nattereri (red-bellied piranha)
Lineage: Eukaryota; Metazoa; Chordata; Actinopteri; Characiformes; Serrasalmidae
Gene: map1aa
Product: microtubule-associated protein 1Aa
Exons: 7
Coding region: 16-7950 (2644 amino acids)
Biological process (GO): regulation of microtubule depolymerization; axonogenesis; microtubule cytoskeleton organization
Cellular component (GO): microtubule; synapse; neuronal cell body
Molecular function (GO): microtubule binding; actin binding
Source: RefSeq, a predicted model, not a curated record